AUGGCUUCAAGUAGCUAUUCAGCUCCUCCACCACCUGUUUUCUCAGGAGAAAACUAUCCCAUCUGGUCAGUGAAGAUGAAGGCUUAUUUGAAGGCCUAUGAUCUAUGGGAAGUUGUGGAAACGGGUAGAGACCCACCUCCUUUGAGAGACAAUGCUACGGUUGCUCAAAUGAAGCAACAUAGUGAAGAGUGUGCAAAGAAGUUCAAGGCACUCUCUUGUCUUCAUUCUGCUGUUUCUGAUGUUAUUUUCACAAGAAUCAUGGCUUGUGAAUCAGCAAAAGAAGCUUGGGAUAAGCUGAAGGAAGAGUUCCAAGGAAGUGACAAAACUAGAAGCAUGCAGAUUCUAAAUUUGAGAAGAGAGUUUGAAGUCCUUAAAAUGAAGGAUUCUGAAUCUGUCAAGGAGUAUUCUGAUAGAUUACUCUCUGUUGUCAACAAAAUUAGACUUUUAGGAGAGGAGCUUAGUGAUAAAAGAGUUGUGGAGAAAGUUCUUGUAAGCCUACCCGAGAGAUUUGAGCCAAAGAUCUCUUCUUUGGAAGAUUCUAAAAACUUGAGCACCAUUUCUCUUUCAGAGUUGGUUAAUGCUCUACAAGCUCUUGAGCAAAGGAGGACAUUCAGAAUGGAGGAGUCCUCAGAGGAAGCUUUUCUUGUGAAGCAAAAGGGCAAGCUAGUUGAAGAAGUAAAGAAAGCUGCAAGUAAUUCUUUUAACAAGGGCAAGCAACAUGCAAAUAGAAGGAAGGGAGGUAGAAGAGCAAAUUUUCCACCUUGUCCUACUUGCAACAAAACCAACCAUCUUGAGAAAGAUUGCUGGCAAAAGAGUGGAGUUAAGCCACCACAAUGUGGUUAUUGCAAGAAGCUGGGUCAUGUUGAUAAAAAUUGCAGACUCAAGCAAUAUAGGCAAAACCAGAAUCAUAACCAGCAACCUGCACAACAACUUAAUUACCAUGAUGAUCAAGCUCAAUGUGAUGAUCAUAUUUUUGCUGUUACACACUCCUCAAAUACCGGUUGCAGACACACUUGGCUUGUGGAUAGUGGUUGCACUUGUCACAUGGCAAGAGAUGAAAGCUUGUUCUCUUCUAUUGAUAAAUCAGUGAGGGUCAAAGUAAAGCUUGGAAAUGGAGAAAUUGUGGAGUCUCAAGGCAAGGGUUCAGUAUAUAUUCAGACUAAGUAA
This is a messenger RNA of Manihot esculenta (cassava), 1167 nucleotides long. RefSeq lists its product as uncharacterized. Gene Ontology annotation, molecular function: zinc ion binding; nucleic acid binding. The transcript has a single exon. The record is from RefSeq and is a predicted model, not a curated record. NCBI's taxonomy places the organism in Eukaryota, Viridiplantae, Streptophyta, Magnoliopsida, Malpighiales, Euphorbiaceae. The coding region runs from base 1 to 1167 and encodes 388 amino acids.